Messenger RNA from Hibiscus syriacus, 590 nucleotides. Its product is annotated as signal recognition particle receptor subunit beta-like. Gene Ontology annotation, biological process: protein targeting to ER. Lineage: Eukaryota; Viridiplantae; Streptophyta; Magnoliopsida; Malvales; Malvaceae. Bases 55 to 573 code for a protein of 172 amino acids. Gene Ontology annotation, cellular component: signal recognition particle receptor complex. The transcript is spliced from 5 exons. The record is from RefSeq and is a predicted model, not a curated record.
GUCCUUUACUAUGUGCUUCGUGAUGGUUCCUUGCAUCAGGGUACUGUUACAUCCAUGGAACCAAAUGAGGGGACUUUCGUGCUGAACUCUGAAAGUAACAAGAAGCGAAAAAUCAAGCCCGUCCAUCUUGUUGAUGUUCCUGGGCAUUCUCGUUUGCGGCCCAAACUGGAUGACUUCUUGCCUCAAGCAGCUGGCAUUGUGUUUGUUGUGGAUGCUGUGGAGUUCUUACCAAAUUGCUCUUCAGUUUCAGAAUAUCUGUAUGAUAUUUUGACCAGGGCCUGUGUGGUCAAGAAGAAAAUUCCAGUCCUCAUCUGUUGCAACAAAUCUGAUAAAGUGACUGCACAUACCAAGGAGUUCAUCAGAAAGCAAUUAGAAAAGGAAAUUGAGAAACUGAAGGCAUCAAGAAGUGCAAUAUCGGCAGCUGAUAUUUCAAAUGACUUCACUCUGGGAGUACCCGGAGAAGUAUUCGCUUUCUCUCAGUGUAGAAACGCGGUUACCAUUGUCGAAGCUUCUGGUUUGAAGGGUGAAAUAGCACAAGUAGAACAGUUUAUCAGGGAACAUGUAAAGCCCUAAAGGCUAGAAACAUUCUG